Molecule: messenger RNA, 6127 nt
Organism: Contarinia nasturtii (swede midge)
Lineage: Eukaryota; Metazoa; Arthropoda; Insecta; Diptera; Cecidomyiidae
Product: protein tramtrack, alpha isoform-like
Exons: 6
Coding region: 1034-2743 (569 amino acids)
Biological process (GO): regulation of transcription by RNA polymerase II
Cellular component (GO): nucleus
Molecular function (GO): protein binding
Source: RefSeq, a predicted model, not a curated record
UAUUGAACUUAAGUGUCUUAAUGACGUUGAAUUAAAAUUAUUCAAAAGAAUUGAAGCGGAAACGUAACAAAAUCAGACAUAAAUUUAUAAAGUAAAUGAUUCAGUGAUGAAAUUGUUUGAAUAAAAAUAAUAAUCAACCGAAAAAUAAGAGAGACAAAUAACGCGAAAACAAAUAAGGAAGAACAAAAAUUAACGAAAGAGAAUAAGAGUGAUAGAUUUGAGAAAGAACGUAAUAAUUGUGACUGGUUUUCAUUGGUUCAAUUUGAUACAUCAAGAUUCAUUGUGAUAAUAAAUCGCAUAAUAAUAAAGGACCCAAAAGUUGUUCUCGCAAAAAAAAACCAAACGAAAUUCGAUAUUAUUAUCGUCGAUUUAUAAUAGAAACCGCAUAUCUAUGCCAAAUAAGCAAUAAAUGAAGAAAAAAAUCCCUUCGACAGAGUUGUAAUUUUUCCGCGAUGAUAUCAUAUGUCGAUCGAUCAAUUGCUGCAAAAACAACACUUGAAACCGAAUAACUUAAGGAAACCAAUAAAAAGAAGAAAUAAAUAUAGACAGUAAGAAAGAGAGGAGGACACAACACACAAGUGCCUAAUAGUAGUUAGAAUUUAAAUAGAAAAAAAGAAGAAGGAGAAAACAACAGCGUCACAGUCGAGGCGUUUGAUUCUAAUUUGAACAUCGAUCGAAGUAAACGAACGCGUAUAUCCAGUAGAAGAUAGGCUAUUGCGCUCAUGUGACGAGAUGCGGUUUAGCCUAGAAUAUGGAUUUGAUCAAUAACGAGCAAACCAGACCGAAUAAUACGAGUGACCGUAAAAUCCCAUACCUAAACUAAAUAGUAAAGGGUAUUCGUGCAAUUUGAAUAGUGGAAUACCGAAUUUCAAAAAAAAAAAAAAAAAAAACAAAGUAACCUGCAAAAUCACGAAAAGAAAGACAUAAUAUUUUUUGAAUAGAAAGUAAAGUGAAGUUAUAACAAAUAAGGAACUUGAAAUUUUUGGUUUUGAAAGAAUCGCAAUUUUUAUCAAACAACCAAAUACACACAAAAAUGGCAUCACAACGAUUUUGCUUACGGUGGAACAACCAUCAAACCAACUUAUUAUCAGUAUUCGAUCAACUAUUACACGCUGAAACAUUCACUGAUGUUACUCUGGCGGUUGAAGGACAGUAUUUAAAAGCACACAAGAUGGUAUUAUCCGCUUGUAGUCCAUAUUUCCAAGCGUUAUUCAUCAAUCAUCCAGAAAAACAUCCGAUUGUCAUAUUGAAAGACAUAACGUUUGCCGAUAUGAAAAGUUUACUUGAUUUUAUGUAUCGUGGUGAGGUAUCCGUAGACCAAGAUAGACUAACGGCAUUUUUACGCGUAGCUGAAAGUUUACGGAUCAAAGGUCUGACUGAGGUAAACGAUGAUAAACCGGAAAAGUCAGAAACGCCCGCCCCGCAAACACAAUCAUCGCAAACGUCAACUCAACCACCACAAUUGAAUCGCAUUCAACAACCAUACACACAACAUCAAAAAGUGCAAGGGAUGAUGCUUACCAAUCCAUUAUUGGGCUCAGCCCUCACGCAGCCAAAACGGAAGCGUGGUCGGCCACGAAAACUAUCCGGCAGUUCGAACGGAAACGACUUUGAUGAUUAUGAAUCCAGCGACAAUAUCAUUCAGGGUUCGCCUGAAUUACUCGAGGUUAAAAUGGGCACAGACGGCUAUUCAGAUGGCUCAGACGACAAUAACAGAGACAUUUGCAAUGAUAAUUCCGUAGAAGAACCCAUGGACACAACCGAAUCAAUGAAAUCAGACACUCCACAACCAUCAGCGAAAGAAUCAAGCCCACAAAAAGAACAAGCUGACAACAAUAUUGCAGACGAUGCGUCCAAUGCAUCCGAAGUGCAGGACAUGACUUACAUGGAACCACAACUAAUGCUUGACGAAUAUGACGAUCCCGUUGAAUUUAAGUAUAAUCCCGAUUCGGAUUCGGCACCAAGUUCAAUGUCCACCACACAGGAUUCAACAACAACGACUGUGACCAAUGUCGUUCCGCCAAUGAUUCAAAUGCCAAAAUUGGCACCAAUUCAACAUAUGCUACCAAACAAACCGCUACCAAAGCUAACAAGACGUCCAAAAUUGAAGCAAAACGGUAUUAAAACACCAGAACAAACAUCAACAACCAUUCAAGCCACCAUAGGUGCACUUCAACUGAACCCAUUUGCCGGAAUCAAUAACAAUGACUUUAUUGACAUAUUGGCCAAUAAUUUUACGGCAAACGCAAUCAAAGCGAGCUCAACGCCGCUAAAAGGUGUUAAAAGUAGUGAACGUAAUGCAAAAAAUAACAAUGGUACCCAUACAAGCAACAAUAUGGCCAAUGUAACGACAACCACCAAUGCAUCACCAACACUCGGUGAAAAUAAUAAUUUGAAAAUUGAACGACAAAACGCAGGCAAUCGAUCCGGAAAGUACAUUAUUGACGAUUCGCAAGGUUCAGUUCGAGACUUUUGUACCAAAGAAGGUGAUCACACUUAUCGAUGCAAGGUGUGCUCACGCGUUUAUACCCACAUCAGUAAUUUCUGUCGUCAUUAUGUCACCUCUCAUAAGCGAAACGUUAAGGUAUAUCCAUGCCCAUACUGUUUCAAGGAAUUUACGCGCAAGGAUAAUAUGACGGCUCACGUUAAAAUCAUCCAUAAGAUCGAAUCAUCGGCAGCUGCUGCAACCGUCAAUAAACUCGAUACAACGGCUCAAAUUGCCAUUUCGGCAACGCCACAAUAAACGCUAAAUUUUAUGUAUGAGAUGAUAUGAAAUAUAUGGAAAUAGAGACAAUUACGACGAACUUACUGAUGAUGUUGUUGAUGACGGGUAAACACGAUAAGUCUCGUGUUUUAUUUUUUAAUUAUUAUCUAUUUUCACUAUAUGUGUCUAUAUCAACACAUAUAGAAAAUGUUCAUGAUGUGUAUAGACCGAGAAAAAGCACGUUAUAUAUAUUUAAGAAAUAUGACAUCAAUCGUGUCAAUAUUUGUAUGUCAAUCACAUGCAAAUAAAUACACUGAAAUGAGUUCGAAUCGUUUAUUCACGAAAAAAAUAAUAAUAAUAAAAAAGACAAAAUUUGUAUUAAUACGUACGAGGCGAUAUUUGUACAUACUUUUAUCAUUCUAUCUUAUUCUGUUUUAUACAUUAGAACGUACAACAAAAAAGCCACCCUAAAAUUGUAAUUAUUAUUCAAUUGUAUGUUUCGCAGACAUUCAAACUGAAUAAAAUUAAAACAAAUCGAAGAUUCUUCCAUGGUUAUAGUUUAGUGAUCAAACGGAUUGACGAUGAUGAACACAUCAUUUCCAUUCGAUUAGUUGUUAAACAAUUCGUUUUCGAUUCGAAUUGUGCAAUCUAAUUUCUAACUUAUAAAUAUAACUUAUUUCUAUUUAGCAACAACUUAAUCGUUAAGUUUCAUUUUCCAAUUCAAUUUUUGUUUAUCUCUAUCGCGACUUUUUCUUAUCCUUUUUCAUUCAUUCUAUAAACUUUAUCAGUUUGAUUCUUCUGUUCCUAUGAAGGGAAGUUAAACUGAAGCGUAUUGGAUACAAAGGCAAUUCCAAAAUAAAUUUGAACUAAUAAAUUUUAAUUUUUAGACAUAAUUUUUUUAGUAAAAAGAGAUAUGAAAAACAUGCAUUUGAAUACGCAAUCGAUCAUUCCUUAAAACUUAGUUGGCAAUAAUAAGUAUUUUUUUUCUCUUCUCAUAAAAGGAACCUCGUUUGUAACAAAUAAUUAAAAAGGACAUUUUUUGAAUUGAGUGGUUUCUUUUUAAAUCCAGAAAUUCCAAUCUUAAAUAGCAAUUUAUAAUAUUUUUUAUUUUAAAAUUAUUACCUGUUUUCGAGACUUAUUUUAUAGAACUAAAAAAAAUAUGACCUGGAAACCUAAUUUGUAUUAUAUAUCAAAACAAAAAAAUACAAUAUGAUUAUGAUUCUUAAAUGCAAAGUCUGAAUGAAAUUAAAAAAAAAAAAUAAUUAAAAAACGUUCAUCAAUCGGGACAUUAUAGCAAAAUAUUAUGGUAGACACAUAAGAAAUGAGCAAAACAAUGCAAUUUUUAUGUUUUUUUUUCGUCAAUAUUUUUUCUCUGCUUUUUUUUAAAGAAAUUUUUAAUUUAAAUUAUUUAUUUGUCUUUUGUGAAUUUUAACGUAUACAGACAACCAAAUGAAAAUCAGAAAAUGAUUUAGAACGUUGCAAUAUUUUUCUCACACACUCUCAUUUUAUUAUAAUAUAUUAUCAUAAAUAUGUAUGGAAAACAAUAACAAAAGACUAGAAAAGAAGAUUUGAAAGUAUACAUUCAACAAAAGGCUAUUUCGUUUGUAUAUAUAGUUUUGUUCAGAAAGAGAAAGAGAGAGUUAUUAAUAGAAUGGUACAAAGGUCAAAAAUAUGCAAGAAAUGUUUACCAUUUUCGAUGCAAAAACCUUAUCAAAUCCAAUAGACUUAUUUUACUUUGAAACUCGUGUUUUUGAUUCAUUCUUUAUUUAAUUUCUUUCUUUUAAAAGUAUCAAACCAUUUUCUCCUAAUUUUUUUCUUCUUUUAUGAAAUGCAUUCACAUAAUAGUGCACAAGGGAAUAUUGUGCACUUAAUGAGCUGGAUCAAUUAAAUGGUGUUAUAUUAUUACAUUUAUACAUAAAUCAAAGUGAACAUUGACGCAAGGUUAAAGUUAAUUUAAUUUUGAACUAAAAAGAAAUUAGACAAUUAGGCAGUAAUGUAUACUUAGUUGAAAUGUAUUUUAUUCAUAGCUCAAUGCACACAAGCACCCUUUCGUUGAAAAAAGACAGCAGCAGAGAAAACUUUUCAGUAGUUUAAUUUUAAAAAUAAUAGGUUAUUAUAGACACCAAUACACACAAACAUAUUUUAAUUCCGAGGUGUAUUUCAGUUUGACUAUUGUAGUGCUUUUGGAAUGAGACAAUUUUCAUUUUUGGGCUUAUUUACAUAAUUUAUUUUUCUUUUGUUAUUCGCUGCGAACAUGCAAAACAAAAACACACCUCUCUUUUAAUUUAUAAAACAAUGAUUUAGUUAGUUUUAUAAAGAUUAGUGCAAUUUUAUUUUCAAACAAUUUAUUUCAUUUUAUUUUUAUUAUUAUUACUAUUAUUAUUUUUCCUCAUAACCUGCUACUUUUAAAAAAAUUUAUUCACACAUCCCAAAUAUCAGCUGCAAAUAAUAGAGUAGGAAGGAAUUUUUUUUAAAAUACCGUUACCGCUGAAAUGAGAAUCAAAAUAAUGGAAAACAAAAAAAUAUAGAAGAACAAAUACGCACAUCGUGUCGCAUCGAAUGUUGUACAUGUAAAAUUAUUACGAAAAAAUAUCAUGAGAAUAAUCAUAAUUUAAAAAGAAAAUAUCAUUAACAGAGCAAAACUAAUAUAUUUUUCAAUAUAGAACAUUUUUUAGAAUUUAGUAAAAUUUAUUUAAUUUAUUUGCAAUUGUUAUGUUUUUCCCUUAUGUUUUAGAUUUUCUUGUGUAUUCAAGGCCCAUUUUUUAUUUCUUCUAUUCAUUUAACUUUUUGUUUGAUUUUGACACUUCGUGCGUAGAAAGAUCUCUUUCAACCAGUGAUGAUUUUUUGCUGUCUGAAUAGCGCUAGAUAUUCGCAGAGUCUGUACAGCAUUUCUGCCUAGAUGCUGAUUCGAUGCGUUCACCCCAUACCGCAUGCGGAACACACUUUUUUGUACCACACACAGCGACGUGCGGUGAACGCAUCGAAUCAGCAUCUGGGCAGCAAUGCUGUACAGACUCUGCGAAUAUCUAGCGCUAUUCAGACAGCAAAAAAUCAUCACUGCUUUCAACCCAAACACACCGAAGCAAAUUACGAUUUCAAUUAAAACAUGAAAACAACAAAAAAGUUUGAUUUUACACGUAAAUUAUGCCACAUAUUUCAAAUCUCCAUAAAAAAAAGUUAAUCGAUUUUUCUUUUGCUUUUAUCAUUUCUUAAUUCAUAUAAUGAAUUUAGUUUAGUUUAUUUUAAGACGUUGUAUGUCAAUUAUAUGUGAUCUAAUGAAAAAUAGAAGCACAAUCUCUUGACAUACACAAUCGAGAAUCGAUACAUAUCCCGUUGUAGAAAUGCGAUAAAAAAUAAUUGAUGAGCGAAAAAAUAGAAAAAUAGAGAGAGAGAGAGAGAGAGAGAGAGAGAGAGAGAGAGAGA